GAAAUUAAAUGGCAUCCUGAAGUUUUAUGAAACAAAAAGGUCCACUUUAUAUAUUUAUCUACAGCAUCAUAAAAAUGAUAAAUGUUCAUGGUCUGAGGAGGAAUGUGAAGAAUGUUGUAAAAAAUUACUCAGAUGCCCAGGUAAAAGUUCGUGAGGCAACAUCAAAUGAUCCAUGGGGACCAUCUGGAACUCUUAUGAGUGAGAUUGCAGAUUUGACAUACAAUGUUGUAGCCUUCUCUGAAAUUAUGCAAGUGAUUUGGAAGCGUCUGAAUGACCAUGGAAAGAACUGGAAACACGUAUAUAAAGCCCUUGUCUUAUUGGAGUACCUUAUAAAAACGGGAUCAGAAAAAGUAACUCAGCAAUGCAAAGAAAACUUGUAUGCCAUUGAAACUCUGAAAGAUUUUCAGUAUUUUGAAGAGGGCAAAGACCAAGGAGUUAAUGUUCGAGAAAAGGCCAAGCAGCUAAAAGCUUUGCUUAAGGAUGACGAGAGACUUAAAAGUGAAAGGAUGAGAGCCUUAAAGACUCGUGAGCGAUUUGCCCGUGCUGCCACAUCUUAUGUAAAACAAGAACCUGUAACCAGACAUUAUGGUUCCUCAGAUUUUAGUCAAGGCUCAUUUGAUGAAGAUAUGUUAUCUCCUGGAGCUUUAUCACUGUCAGAGCUUGAACAUGCUCGUCCUCAGACAGCUGGAGAAGAAGAGUUACAACUGCAGCUAGCCUUAGCAAUGAGCAAAGAAGAAGCUGAUCAAGCAGAACGAUUGAAGAGAAAUGAUGAUCUAAGGCUUCAGAUGGCACUUUCUGAAAGUGAAGAGGAGUUUAAGAAGAAUCUUUCAUCUGAAAAAACACAUUUGCCACAAUCAUCAUCAGCUGUGGAGGAUUUAUUAGGUUUAAGCCUGAACGUUAAUGGCAACAGCCAGCCUCCCAUGAUUGAUCCGUGGGGUUUGCCAUUGAAUACUUCAAAAAAUGUGAAUAAACCUGAUAAUGUAUGGAGUAGUAGUCCAGUGUUGCCAGAACAGAAUCAAAAUACAGUAAGGAAUGAUCCUUGGAGUCCUACAGUAUUUGAAAAUUCAAGGAAUGAUGUGUUAAACUCAAGUGCUGCUUUUUCAGUAUCACAGGACAGCAGUGGUAAA
Stegodyphus dumicola is the source of this 1127-nucleotide messenger RNA. RefSeq names its product epsin-2-like. Gene Ontology annotation, biological process: endocytosis. The record is from RefSeq and is a predicted model, not a curated record. NCBI's taxonomy places the organism in Eukaryota, Metazoa, Arthropoda, Arachnida, Araneae, Eresidae. Gene Ontology annotation, cellular component: plasma membrane; endosome; clathrin vesicle coat. Gene Ontology annotation, molecular function: phospholipid binding; clathrin binding.